Diatraea saccharalis (sugarcane borer) is the source of this 1606-nucleotide messenger RNA. NCBI's taxonomy places the organism in Eukaryota, Metazoa, Arthropoda, Insecta, Lepidoptera, Crambidae. The record is from the annotation of a GenBank genome assembly.
UCAGUUCAUUAUUAUGUAGACAGAUAUUAAACGAGGUGUUCUUACGGAUUUUACAUUUGCGAUGAUACUAAUAGCACUAUUAUUAAUUUUACUCACAGCACUAUAUUAUUAUGGCACCAGAAAUCACAACUAUUGGAAGAAUAAGGGUGUUAAACAUGACAAACCGAUCCCUUUCUUCGGCACAAAUGCUAAAAAUUAUUUACUCAGAAAGAGUUUAACAGAAAUGUGCGUUGAAGCUUACCAGAAGUAUCCCGAAGAAAAAGUUGUCGGUACAUAUAUGUCCUCCCAUCCCAGCUUAGUGUUGAGGGAUCCCGAAAUUAUCAAGCAAGUGUUGACUACCGACUUUUUGUACUUUUAUGGACGAGGGCUAAAUUUUAAUGAGGAUGUAAUAGAGCCAUUGUUAAGGAACCUGUUCUUUGCGGAUGGUGAUAUAUGGCGACUAUUGCGACAGCGAAUAACACCAGCGUUCACGAGUGGCAAGUUACGGGCCAUGUUUCCCCUUAUAAUUGAGCGUGCUGAGAAGCUGCAGAGCCGUACGACCGCCGCUGCUGUAGAAGGCCGCAGCAUCGAUGCCCGUGAUCUUAUGGCACGUUACACUACUGAUUUUAUCGGCGCUUGCGGUUUUGGUCUCGAUGCUGAUUCACUUAGUGAUGAGAACUCCGCCUUUAGAAAACUCGGUAUCAAAAUUUUUCAUUUGAGCUUAUUAGACUCGUUGGUUAUUUUCUUACAUGAUCUUGUGCCAGGACUACUUAAACAUGUUAAAAUAUUAGAAGAUGUUGAAUUAGAAGUAGCAAAUAUUGUAAAAGCAAUCUUAAAACAACGAAAUUAUCAACCUUCCGGAAGAAAUGACUUUAUUGAUCUCCUUCUUGAGUGCAAAAAUAAAGGGAUAUUAAGAGGACAGUCUAUAGAAAGAAGUAAACCUGAUGGUACGCCAGAAGAAACAUCGGUGGUCCUGGAUGAUGAGCUGAUGGCUGCACAAGUGUUCGUUUUCUUUGCAGCCGGAUUUGAAACUUCUUCUUCAGCCACCAGUUUCACUUUACAUCAACUAGCGUUUCAUCCAGAAGUGCAAAAGAAAGUGCAAGAAGAUAUCGAUAGAGUGUUAGCUAAACACAACAACAAACUCAGUUAUGAUGCUAUCAAAGAAAUGACAUACUUAGAUUGGGCAUUCAAAGAAGGUAUGAGGAUGUUCCCAUCUCUUGGAUAUUUGAUCAGGAAGUGUACAAAGAAAUACACCUUCCCACACAUAAACUUGACAAUAGACCCGGAAGUGCGUGUGUUUGUACCACUGCAGGCGCUACACAUGGACCCGUUAUACUUCGACAAUCCUGAAGAAUUUCGUCCAGAGCGAUUUGAUCCUGAAGUAUUCAACAACUCAUUAAAAGAUAUUUAUCUACCAUUCGGCGUUGGACCACGAGCUUGUAUUGGUGAACGUUUGGGGCACAUGCAGUCGCUAGCUGGGUUAGCGGCGGUGCUGUCAAGGUUUUCAGUGCGUCCUGCACCGGAAACAGUCCGACACCAUCGCGUGAUACCACAGUCGGAUGUUGUUCAGUGUAUAAUGGGAGGUCUCCCCUUACUAUUCGAAGAGAGAAAAUUAUGUUGCUCGUAG